Olea europaea var. sylvestris is the source of this 1369-nucleotide messenger RNA. Its product is annotated as acyl-protein thioesterase 1 homolog 1-like. Bases 323 to 1084 code for a protein of 253 amino acids. Gene Ontology annotation, molecular function: hydrolase activity. NCBI's taxonomy places the organism in Eukaryota, Viridiplantae, Streptophyta, Magnoliopsida, Lamiales, Oleaceae. The record is from RefSeq and is a predicted model, not a curated record. The transcript is spliced from 10 exons.
UGGACAAUUUUGAACUUCACAAUCAAGAUAAUGGGCAUUAUAAAAAAUGCCUAAACAAAUAAUUGAAAUAAAGAUAUUUUCUUGAAUUUAUUCCCUGUUUUCGGCAAUAUUCUUGAAAGUUUAAUUCUGGGUGCUUUAAUUAGAGCCACUGCCAACAAGCAUAGAUUCUCUUCUAUGCUGUAAAUCUAGAGUCCCCCAACCUCAACGGCUCAGGGAAAUUCAUGGAAUGAAUGUGCUCUUGUGGUUUUUAUUUUCUGUUCAUUUCAUAUUGCAUACAAGGUGUCCUUGAAAAUUCCCAGCUGCAAUUUUAUCUUCACCGGCUAUGAUGAGCUAUGCAAAUUCGUCUGUGGGCUCUGGAAGUAGAACAGCUAGAAGGACAUUUGAGUUUGGGAGGACAUACGUGGUGAGGCCUAGAGGGAAACAUCAGGCAACAAUAGUUUGGCUACAUGGCCUUGGCGAUAAUGGCUCAAGCUGCUCACAACUUUUGGAAAGUCUUCCCCUUCCAAAUGUAAAAUGGAUAUGCCCUACUGCUCCUAGUCGCCCAGUGGCUAUGCUUGGUGGAUUUCCUUGCACUGCAUGGUUUGAUGUGGGAGAGCUUUCUGAAAACGGUCCAGAUGAUUUGGAGGGUUUAGAUGCUUCAGCAGCACAUAUUUCAAACUUAUUAUCUACAGAACCUUCUGAUGUUAAGCUUGGGGUUGGAGGCUUCAGCAUGGGUGCUGCAAUAGCCCUCUAUUCUGCAACUUGCUUUGCUCAUGGAAAAUAUGGAAAUGGCAAUCCUUACCCUGUCACCCUAAGGGCUAUUGUUGGUCUAAGCGGGUGGCUUCCUGGUGCUAGCAAUGUGAGAAACAGAAUUGAAGGAUCACAUGAGGCUGUAAGGCGUGCUGCAUCUAUUCCGAUUUUGCUCGGUCAUGGACUCUGUGAUGACGUGGUUCCUCAUACAUACGGAGAGAGGUCCUUCCACGCCUUGAGCUCAGCUGGAUUUCGGAACAUAGUAUAUAAAUCAUAUGACGGGCUUGGUCAUUAUACCGUGCCUAAGGAGAUGGAAGAGGUCUGCAGUUGGCUGAAUACGAGGUUGGGGGUUUAGGAUUGGCGAUUUCAAGUUCUCACUGUCAGAUUGAAGUUGCUGAGGAUCAAUGAGUGGUUAGCUAUCUAUAACAAGGGAAAACAUACAUACUAGUAGACAGAGACAUGGUAGUUAGCUGUGGCUUGCGUGGUGAAUUCUGUAGUAAAUAGUAUUCCUUCCAGUUUUGUUAUGUUUUUUCUGCAGUAAAAUAAUGGUUUUGUUGAAUUCAGUAGUAAAUAGCAAUUUACCAUUCAGUUUUUGUUAUGUUUUUCUUGCGGUAAAAUAAAGAUUUUGAAUUGGUACUAA